GGCCAUGGUUUAAAAUACUGCCGUAGAGUGCUGACAUACUCAACUUUGCGAACUCGCACCUGUCGGUUCUAAGUAUAGCAUCUAUUCUCCUUGCGUGACUCUUGCCGAAACAAAAGUUAUAAAAAUAAUUUGGUAGAAGGGAAUUAGUUCAACUUGAGAAACCCCUAAACGGAAAGCACAUAGAACUAGUUUAUUUUCAGUAGAAAAAUCAAUUAAAUCAUUUAUGAAUUAUAUUUCGAGUUUUUCAUGUUACGAACAAAUAAACCGAGCAGCUUACUCACUGAACGGCUUUGGUAAUGGAUAGAUAUGACCCUGUGGAAUCGCAUCCUAGAAGUUCGAAAUCAUUCAUCUAUCUUGUCAUCAUAUCACAGAUUUUUGGGUUACUUGCCGUCAUUUUAACAGCUGUUUGGUUGGGAAAAUACUGGGGUGGUUUUAGUUGGACUAACGCCAACACAGUCUUCAAUUAUCAUCCUCUGUUCAUGGUUUUGGGUCUAGUGUUUUUAUAUGGCGAUGCAAUUUUAGUAUAUCGUGUAUUUCGAUCAUUCCGAAAACUACCAAUUAAAAUUCUACAUGCUGUCCUACAUAUUCUUGCAUUCUUAUUCGGUGUUCUAGGAACUAAAGCGGUGUUUGAUAUGCACAAUGCCUUAUUAAUACCUAAUUUAUACAGUCUUCACAGUUGGUUAGGUAUAACAGCUAUUAUAGUGUUCGGAUUACAGUGGGUUGCAGGUUUAAUUGGCUUUCUGGUACCCCAGACACCCCAAGUUGCUCGUAGUAAACUUCUUCCCAUACAUGUUACACUAGGCAGUUUUUUAUAUUUACUAGUGAUUGGUGUAUGUAUCUCUGGGAUUACAGAGAAGAACUUUUUUUCGAAAACUUAUCCAGUUUUGAAAGCUGGUGAAUUAAUUGGCAAUUUACUUGGUGUUGUAUUGGUAAUAUUCUGUGGUUUAAUAUUUUAUUUAACUCAAAAUCCAAACUAUCGUCGUACAGAAACAAUAUCUCCAGAACAUCGUGCAUUACAAGAAUAAAUACUAUUCGUAAUGAAUAACAAUAAUAAUCACAUGAAUUAAACCUAUUAAUUCAUGUAAUAGUAUUUAAUAUUUUAAUAGAACUAUGAUCAGUUGAUCGCUUUCACUGCUUCUCUUCACUCUUAAACAUUCAUUUUCAUUUUGUCAUGUAAUAAUGUGUUUGAAAUCAUCAAUAACUAUACUCAAACCAACUAUUAUUAUUUGUUAUAAUUCAGUUCUAUUCAAUUUGUUAUAUGUUGAUGUAUUUCUGUUUGAUUAUUUUGCAUUAUACGUUGUUCUUUAUUCUAAUUUUCUUUUGACUAACUUGAUCUUGUGAUACAUUGUAAUGUUUAUUAUCAUUAAAUCAGAUAAUGUUUUGAACAAUUAUCUAUUCAGAUUUUAUUAUUCGUGUUGUUGUCGUUGUCGUUGUGGUUUUUAUCGUAAAAAUAUGUACUUCUAUUUUCCGGUCAUUGAUAUCUGUACAUCUUCAACUCUUUUCUCUAUGUUUAAUCUGUGAAUAUUUUUUUAAUUUUAUUUGUAACUUUGUCAACAUAUAUGUAAGCAUUAUAAUACUAAUUCUCUUCUUUACAUGUUUACCUAUUCAACAUGUGGUGUCUAUGGCAUGAUGGGUUGGGAAAAAUGAUUUUAUUCACAUCCAAUUCUUUUUCUUAUCUCGCUUCAUUUGUUGUUUUAAUCUGUGUGAUUUAAUAAACUAGUGAUUAUUGUCCUUGUUUUUCAAAAAGAAAAACAAACAAACAUAUUUUUAUCUGCGAACAUGUGUUUACUUACUUGAAAGAUAAAAAUAGAGUAUCCGUUUUGACGAACCGAUUUAAUCUCUUCAUUAUUAUUAUUAGUUUUCUUUGCAGGUUGAAUUUAAUUUUUCUUAUUUAUGAUAAUGGUGUAACUGAACUUUAUUGAUCAUUCAUUUGUUUGUCUAUGUGUAUGUUUGUGAGUAACCAUUCAAUUUAUUAUUGGAGAUGUUUUACUGCUUUUAUGUUAAUAUAUUUAUUUAUAUAUUUUUA
Messenger RNA from Schistosoma haematobium, 2026 nucleotides. RefSeq lists its product as uncharacterized. Gene Ontology annotation, molecular function: oxidoreductase activity. Bases 297 to 1025 code for a protein of 242 amino acids. The record is from RefSeq and is a predicted model, not a curated record. The transcript is spliced from 9 exons. NCBI's taxonomy places the organism in Eukaryota, Metazoa, Platyhelminthes, Trematoda, Strigeidida, Schistosomatidae.